Messenger RNA from Humulus lupulus (European hop), 1231 nucleotides. Its product is annotated as transcription repressor OFP8. Gene Ontology annotation, biological process: negative regulation of DNA-templated transcription. The coding region runs from base 91 to 1044 and encodes 317 amino acids. The record is from RefSeq and is a predicted model, not a curated record. Lineage: Eukaryota; Viridiplantae; Streptophyta; Magnoliopsida; Rosales; Cannabaceae. The transcript has a single exon.
UUUAUAGUAGCCUCUGCCCUACAAAAGUCCGCCAUUAUCUCGUCUUCAAAAACUUAAAAAUACUUCCAUCUCUCUCUCUUGAUCUCUGUAAUGGAAAGUCGAUUCAAGCACAAGCUCUCUCGCAUGUUCCGGGGAUCAUUCGGGUCGUGCCGGACUAGAAACUUGACAGAUGUCAUUGAAAAAUCGGCAUUGCCGCCGGAGGAAAAUCAUAGCUUCCACAUGAUGGAGCCCAUUAUUUCUCAAAAGCUUCGACCUUUUCCCUCCAUUUGUCGACCCACCGAACAAAUCGAUAACAACUGUAUUAUGUCCACCAUGGACGUGAUGCUUCCGAGGGCCAAACUCUCCGAGAAAAUCACGCCGUUCGUCAGGGUGGAUUCUUUCAGUGGCCGGAGCUGUCCUCGGGCGUCCCCUGUCUUUCCACUGAAUCCAUUUUACGAGCUGAGAAAUAGUAAUAUUAGGCAGAGGAAGAGUAAGAAUAACUCUGGGAAGAAGCACAAGAAGGAAAAGAGCAAGAAGAAAACGACGACGGCGACAAUGACGAAGAAGAAGAACCCAAAGAGCUUCAAGAACAAGGAUUACUUUGCUCCCUUCAGUUCGUCUUCUCUGGACAGUAAUCUCGGUGGGUGGUGGUUCAGUAGCGAAGACGAAGACCAAACCUACGACGAACGAGAGGACGAAACAGAAACUCUGUUUUUCUCUUCCAAGAGCCUAUCUUCCGACUCGUCGGAGCAACGCCGGCGUCGGAGGAACCACCGGAGUGAUAAAACUGGUCUCCGAAGAAAGGCAAGCUCUGAUGUGGGCCUUGUCCCGUUACCAGGGAGAGUAAAGGAUAGCUUUGCGGUGGUGAAGAAAUCGAGUGAUCCUCAUCACGAUUUCAGAACGUCAAUGGUGGAGAUGAUCGUAGAGAAGCAGAUCUUCGCGGCCAACGAUCUCGAGCAGCUUUUGCAGUGCUUUCUCUCUUUGAAUUCGGAUCAUCAUCACAGGGUCAUUGUUGAGGUCUUUACAGAGAUUUUGGAAGCUCUGUUCUCAAACUGGGGAUCUUAAUUGAAGAAAAACGUUCUCUGUUUUCUUCUGUUGCGUAUUAAUCUUAGAUAAAUUCUAACUUUAAUUAACUUAAUUAGAGGCUGUAUUAUCCAACAUUUUCUCCUUGUGUUCUUUCUGACGGUGGAUCGCAUCGUUUGUUUUAAUGUAGAAUGGACUAUAAAGUGGCCUUUUUCUUCUUUUGUAUUUA